Molecule: messenger RNA, 2355 nt
Organism: Zingiber officinale
Lineage: Eukaryota; Viridiplantae; Streptophyta; Magnoliopsida; Zingiberales; Zingiberaceae
Product: thiamine-repressible mitochondrial transport protein THI74-like
Exons: 5
Coding region: 703-2031 (442 amino acids)
Biological process (GO): regulation of peptide transport
Cellular component (GO): membrane
Source: RefSeq, a predicted model, not a curated record
UUUCAAUCGUCCAUUAACUGCUUCUCGGAACCCAAGCUGCUUCUCUCCGACUACAAGAUCUCGCGACGUUUUUCGCCGAACUCAUCUCUUCGGAUCCCCUCUAAUCCCUUCUUCUGAUCGCAUUCCUAGAUCCAUUGAAUCGUUUUGGAUUCCUUGGCGAAUAACAUCUACUGUUGUUCUUGCUCCGGCGACGCACGCUUGCCAUCAUCGCUGAUCGUCCUCUAUCAUCAUCUCUGGAGGGGAAUCCACCGAUUGCCACUCCUGAAUUGUUGCUGAUCGUCUGCCGUCUCAUCAUCGCUGUUGGAUUUCCCUUAUAUAUUUUUUUUGGUUACAGAUCGGAGGUCAAGAAAGUGUUCCAUGACACAAUGCAAUGAUCUUUAGAGUCUAAGAUGUCAAGUGAAACAAUUAUACCAAAGGAAAAAAGUUUAAUAUUGGUUGCUGGCACUGGUUGGUUCAAGGUUGGAUGUUGUUGGUUUGGAUAUUACUGAUCAAGUAAUUCAACUACGAAGUUCACAGUUCUUUUCUGAAUCAAAUUUACUUUGGACAAAGAAAAAUGUGGUAAUUGAUUGUACAUUAAGUUCAUUUUUUUUUCUUUUUGAUAAUUAUCAAUAUUGGUAAUAGAAAGACCAGUGGAAGUGUUCAUUAUAAAUAUAACAAUACAGACUUUUACCAGGAAGAUGGCAUGAACUGAGUCAGUCUGAUAUGGAUCAGCUGUGCGAAUCAGUUCGAAAGUGGAUGAAGGCAGAUUCAUGGCGUUGGACUUUAGGAUUGAUAUAUAUUUUUGCAGUGGCCACAAUAUGGAUUGCUGCAAGCUAUAUAGUACAAUCUGUUGUUGACUCUGGUGUUUCUCCUUUCUUGGUCACUUAUAUCUGCAACUCAUUAUUUGUAAUUUACAUCCCUAUUGUCGAAAUUGGUCGGUAUUUUGAGAAUUCAAGUGAAAAAUUUAAAUCAUGGUUUACAUUCAAGAGUAAACCUGAUCUUCAGCAAUCUAAUGAUCUGGAGAAUGUAAAUCUUCUACAAGAUGGUGAUCAUAAGGUUCAUCGUCAUGUGGUCAGUCAUGUCAUGGUGGAAAAUACAUCAGAAAUUACUGUCAGCGUUCAAGAUCCAGAUAGCAUACUGUAUAACCGUAAUGGAUCAGUCUUUGAGCAAGGGCCAAUUGUUCUCAUUGAUGAUCACAGUAAACAAGUGGAUUCAAAGGGACGUUGGACUCGUACUCGCAUUGCUAUAGUCAGCUUGUUGAUUUGCCCCUUUUGGUUCUUUGCUCAACUAACCUUCAAUCUCUCACUCAAGUACACUACUGUCACAUCAAAUACUAUUUUAAGCAGCACAUCGAGCCUUUUCACCUUCUUGGUUGCCUUAGCUUUCCUAGGAGAAACAUUCACAUGGCUGAAGCUAACAGGUGUUCUGCUUUGCAUGGGAGGAACUAUAAUGGUGAGUCUAGCUGAUUCGAAGAAUGGAAUCAAUGUGGUUGCAUCAAAUCCUCUCUUUGGAGACAUUUUGGCUCUCUUUUCAGCUGCACUAUAUUCUAUUUAUAUCACACUUAUUCGUAAAAAGUUGCCGGAUGAGGAAAAAGGAGAAGGUCAAGUUAGCACCGCACAGUUUCUUGGAUUCAUUGGUCUAUUUAAUCUUAUCAUAUUUCUGCCUGUUGCUUUAUUUUUAUAUCUCACACGAUUGGAGCAAUUUAACAAGCUUAACUGGCAACAAUUUGGUCUUAUUGUUGGAAAAGGUUUAAUGGAUAAUGUGCUCAGUGAUUACCUCUGGGUGAAGGCUAUGCAAUUAACCACAACCACUGUCGCCACUGCUGGUCUCUCAGUUCAAGUCCCAAUGGCUGUAGUCGUGGAUAGUCUCAUUGGCAAAGCGCCUAACCUAUUGGAGUGCUUCGGAGCUGUUGCCAUUAUGAUAGGGUUUGUAGGGAUCAACAUCCCAUCCAAUGAUUCACCCAGCACUCCAAUCACCCAACAAGAAAGCAUGGUUUUAGACAAUGCCCAUCUUGAGUUGGAACCGAAUGGAGGCACUGUCGAUACUGAAUGAUGCCACAGCAUUGUCACUUCCUUAUAUGUUCUUAUUUUAUGAUCGUCAAUCAACAAAUAUGUCAUUUUUUAUCAUUUUUAGGCCUUGUAUCUAUUCCUAUCGAGCUGAACAGGCAGCCAACAACAUCAAAGACCAUCCGAGAAUAUCAAUUCAAGCAAUCAUCGGUUCAUUGCUAAAUUGGACAAAAACGGAAGAAAGCACCUGAUAUUGGUAGAAAAAUAGAGGAACUCUGCGAAUUCUUUUUCAUUUCCACAAUAUGUUAUAAUUGGAUAUCCAUUUAUUUGAUAUAAAUUUGCUCAUUGAGGUAAUGGGCAGAAAUGUACA